CAUUCACCUCCUCCCCACCACUGGAACAAUACAAGUCUCUCUUCUUCUUCUCCUACUCCUUCUUCUUCUUCGUAUUCUUCUUCUUCAUCUUCUUCUUCAUCCCCUCUUCUCGGAACUUGCUUUUGACUCGCAAGUCUUGGUUUUCGUUUUUCGAUGCUUCAGAGUUGAAAGAGACAGUGCUGGCGGCUGGAUGGAGUGAGAGAAGCAAAUUCAACAGAGAAUAGACAGGCCGAGCAGUGAGCAGAACACUGACAUUCCUCAGUCCACGAGUACCGACUCUAGGAGAAGAACAGUCAGUUGUCAGUAGUUGACAGUAGUUGGUGAAGGCAGCUGCUGUGCUGGUUCUCCAUCAUAAUGGAAAGAAAAGCUUACUUGCUUUUCGCAUUGCUGGCGUGCUUUCUUUUAAUUGAUGUCACAUCUUCUGAAAAAAUUCACAAAAGAAAGAAGUACCAUCACAGGCACCACAAAACCUCUCCACCUCCCGAUUUGCUGGAUGACUUGCCUGAUGAAUUUCUGUCCAAUAAAGAAUCAGAAGAGACACAUGGAGACCUUAUAAAGGAUAAUAACGUUCCACUCUACGAUGCCUGUUUCAACAAAAAAUGUCCGGCUGGACAAAUUUGUGAAAUUGGAGAUGAUGAGAAGGCGAAGUGUGUCUGCAUUCCAAACUGCCCUGUAGAGCGAGACUCACGUAGAAAGGUAUGCACCAACCACAACGAGACAUGGGGAUCUGACUGCGAGGUACACCAGAUGAGAUGCAGAUGUGACCACAAUAUGCCUGAAUGCAAAGACAGGGAAUUGUCCCAUGUGCAUAUUGUCUACUACGGCGAGUGUAGGGACAUGCCAGUAUGCAAGCCUGAAGAGAUGGCCGACUUCCCGCGACGCAUGCGCGAUUGGCUGUUCAACGUGAUGAGGGAUUUGGCCGACAGACAGGAGCUGACCCCUCACUACAUGAAGAUGGAGCAGGAGGCAGAAACCAACCUGACACGGCGCUGGUCCAACGCUGCCGUCUGGAAGUGGUGCGAUCUCGAUGGAAACACUGAUAGGUAGGCCUUCACCCCUUCAUCAUCUCAUCAACUUCAUUGGAACGGUCAUAGCCAAGCAUGCUUUGGUUGUUAGCAGCACAUAUGUCAAACUUAAGCUGCGUUCACACCAAAGUUAUUAUCAAAAUGGAUAUAAUCCUUAUUCUAUUAGAUCAGUG
Molecule: messenger RNA, 1198 nt
Organism: Nilaparvata lugens (brown planthopper)
Lineage: Eukaryota; Metazoa; Arthropoda; Insecta; Hemiptera; Delphacidae
Gene: SPARC
Product: SPARC
Exons: 6
Coding region: 355-1047 (230 amino acids)
Biological process (GO): anatomical structure development
Molecular function (GO): extracellular matrix binding; collagen binding; calcium ion binding
Source: RefSeq, a predicted model, not a curated record